UUUGUUUGUCAACAAACUCUCGCAAUUUAUUUUCCUUCAUCGUAAUUUUAAUCUAUAAACAAUUAGAAAAAUGUGUCACAUUGUCAAACUCGUGUGCCUCACGGUACUUCUGCUCGUCACAGUCCAAUCCUUACGAGAUGACCACUACUUUUACGAGAUGAGCCCUCUUACCGAACUGGGAAGAUAUCUGAACCAGUCCGAGACAGACUUUGAAACCAAGAUGAAACCGGUUUGCUCAUGUCAAAGUUUACCAUUUAGGACGAAUUACACGGACGAAUAUUGCUAUUGUACUUUGGGAUGCCCCAUCCCUGAACACCCCUUCACCCAGGAACUCCUCUUGCCAUCAGAGUCAGUCAAAUGUUUCCGUAAUGUAACGACACCCCUCGAGAUGAAGGGUCGUGUAAGGUCGAAACCACUUUUUCCGUACUUUUGUCACCGACCGGAACAAAUCAUGGACGGAUCGGCAAGGUGGUUUGCAUUCCUCUGCAUCCACGACUUCAGCCUGAAUCACGUCCGGCAUUUCUUCGACAUAAAUCCGGGAUGGAGUUCGAAACUCGAAAAGGAGGAGAAGAGGCAUGAGAAAUAUGGGUGGCGAAAUGACAAUAAGGAACAAAAUCAACCACCCGAAUCUGAAAGGGAAAGUCGGAGAGGAAAUGGGAGAAAUGUUAAUGCUCUUGACCUCUUGACAAGUCUCGAUGCAAAGGAGGAGGUCAAGAUCCCAAGCGGAAUCCAGGUUUUGGGAAAUAUCAAUUUUACUAUGGAGCAGGAAAAUGAAGCUUUUCACCUAAUCCGUGUCCUCACGCCAAUCAAUUUCACAAUUUCAGUGCCAACCCGGUGCUCUCGUCAGGCUGGUGAUGGCCGCGCAUUUAGAGAAUGCACCAAACUCAUCAGACUCCUCGGCGGAAAUUGUACGCUAUUGAAGGACGGAGUUUUAAUCGCGGCUAGAAUUUUUGCCUUCACUCUGACCAAUGCCACCAGCCCCCUGAGAGACGUGAGAAAUGUUGACAUCGGGAAAGGAGGAAACGAAACGACGACCACCACCACGUCAGAUUUGAAUGACACUUCCUCCUCCUCCUCCUGCGAAUCGAUUCCUGUGGAUGGAACGAUAACCGAGGUGCGGUAUCGAGACGGCAGUAUAGGCGUGUAUGUAAGGUUUGACAGAUAUCUGGAGGCGGGUAGCAACGUGGACAACGAUUUCCCCGUGAAAUUCUCCUUCAAUCGGGCCGACAUUUCGAACCAGGACUUUGCCAACUUGCCGAGAUUUUGGAACAAUUUCCUCUACGCCAAAUGCCCCUCGCAGUACUGUUGGCGAGAUUUGGGGAAAUUUGGCUUGCUCGAUGAUCCCUCGGCCUGGAGGAUGACCAACCUGGACGACCUCAUCGUCAAACACUUCGCCACCUGGAUUGUCCUCCCCCUCGUCCCAGUCAUAACCUACUUUCUCGUCCAGGCCACAUUACUCUAAUUACGCAACAACCACUCACCAAUUACAAAUUUCCAAUAAAAACACCCCAUUUUACCCUGUGUCGCAAACCAUUAGAAUCUCAUCCCUCCCACUUCUUCACUGAAAUGAAUGUCCCCUCACCUCACUCCAUAAAUUGGUGGGUGAAACAUCUACGUACCAAUAAUCGAUCCGGUAAUGUGUCUUAUCAAAUUUAGUGUAAGUUAAUCGGGUCAAAUGUCACGGCCAGUUAUGUAUUAUGUAUUUUGUGUAUGAUUAAUUAGACGUCAUUCCGUCUCGUGUUGUUGUGUUGUGUUAUUUUUUCCUCGGCAGAAUAAAGUCGUGGAGCUGGUAUGGUCUUCUAAAGUGAGCUUAUUGCGUUAAUGGGGAUCGAUUUUUGCUCCCGUACGUACUCCGUUUUUCGAAAUGCCGUCGUCAAUAGAACCAAACCAAACCAAACCACGAGGCAACAGGAAGAAGAGAAAGUUUUUCCUGCUGCUUUGUUCUCAUGCAUGAAUUGAACGGUGGUGGUGGUGGUGGUGGUUUGUAAAGACCCGGCAGGUGGGCCUUCUCUUUUUGGCAGGAAUAGGCCAAAUUGGAAAUGAUGUGAAAGUGAAGAGCGUGGAGAAAGGGGUAAAAAAGCAGCCGACUCCAGUUACAGACAGAGAUAGGAGAGGAGAGAGGAGCACAAAGAGAGAAAUGUAAUGCGAAACAUCACUCAGUCAGCAGAAUAUUAAUGUUUGGACAGAACAAGAACGAGGAGAACAGAACUGAACGGAGAGGACAGAAGAAAAAGUCCUUCACGAUAGACCAAGUGCACUCAAAAAAGGUCCGUGCAGACGGGAUGGGAUGGACAGAGGGUGGAUAUGUAUGUUUUCGACUUUGAAUUUCAUGACGAUCGAUGGUCAAGAUUUGUGGGAAGUGUUCCCUAAAUCUUAUGGAGGACAAAAGUUUCAAAAUAAUGUUACAUGUUUCUAGAUUUUGAGACAUUCUUCAGAAAUAUUUCCGCUAUUUGACAAAUAUGUAAAUUUUUUUAGAUAUUUUUUAUAAAUCCAUAAUUUUGUAAGCAUUUCAAGAAUGUGAUAAGACAUGUUUUUGCUUAAAGAAAUUGGAUCGUAACAAAAUCCACAUCAAAAACUAUAAAUUUAGUUAAAAUCCUUAUUUUUUUCGUACAUAUUUCGCAAAUAUUGUACCAUUGUUUUAUAAAUAUAUUUCAGCGAUUUUCCGUACAUACAUAUCCGCCCUGUGAUCUCGAUCUAUUUUCAUGCAUACAUAUGUAAUCGAAUAGCAAGCCCUGCAGGUGGCCGAUUUCGUAAUAUUAAUACCAUCGUCCAGAAUUGCGAUUCAUGGCGUUAUGUAUUUCGUUCCGAUUGUUUUACAUAAAUAAUAGUUUUACGUGUGCAACGUAUUUACUGAUUGGAUUCGAAUUAUUUUCUCCACGUGAAUCAAAUUAUAUGAAAAACCAGUCAUGAAAACAGCCACCUGCCACGGACAGAUUUUGCAUGGAAGAAGAAAUCCUUUUCUAUUUUUUGAUUAAAAAUCCAUGUGUAUAGAUUUGUAUUUAAUUGUCUUCGUACUAAAUUAAAUUAAACUGUGUGUAUAUUUUACAGAGAGAGAAAGAGAGCUAUGUAUGUUUUAAUGGGUAAAUAAUACUACACAAUUAUUUACAUAAUUCAUUACCUGUCCUCUAAUCUAAAUAUGUUAUUAACAAGUAUAAAGGUCUCAGUAGAUAAAAUAUUUCCUUUUUUCUCCUACGUAAUAUUGUACAGUGUAGAACAGUCGGUUUUGUGUAAUCGUAAAUAAAAAGCGAGAUGCGAACAAAAAAACUUAACGUUACAGUUUAAAAAAAA
Messenger RNA from Folsomia candida, 3288 nucleotides. RefSeq lists its product as uncharacterized. Lineage: Eukaryota; Metazoa; Arthropoda; Collembola; Entomobryomorpha; Isotomidae. The transcript has 8 exons. Bases 71 to 1462 code for a protein of 463 amino acids. The record is from RefSeq and is a predicted model, not a curated record.